Aspergillus welwitschiae is the source of this 667-nucleotide messenger RNA. RefSeq lists its product as uncharacterized. Lineage: Eukaryota; Fungi; Ascomycota; Eurotiomycetes; Eurotiales; Aspergillaceae. The transcript has a single exon. The record is from RefSeq and is a predicted model, not a curated record. The coding region runs from base 24 to 389 and encodes 121 amino acids.
CACCGGUUGAUGGAGUUCAGGACAUGGUCGGUUCAAUCUUCAAUGUUCUUCCACGUCGGUUUCGUCUGAGCGCAGGGUCCUCUUUCUUAGAGACACUCGAGUGGAGCCAGAAAAACACUCUCGAGGACAAGUCACACCAGUUCUGCUCACUCGUGGACCUUGAGGAUCUAUUGCUACCAGGAAACCAGAAUCAACCACUGUUCAAUACAUGUUUUUCAGUGGAGAGCGCAUUGUCCAAUGGUACAGGAAAGCUUUCCUUUCGACCGAUAGAGACGCAUGAAGAGACACAUGUAUGUACAUGGGCCAUAGAACUUUUAGCAGACAAUGCUGACGUGGCUGGCUUAGAACGAUAUACUUGUUGUUGUGACCGCUCAGCCGGACAAGACUGAAGUUCAACUUAUGUACUGGUCGCAUCUGAUGAAAGAAGAACAAGCCAUGGAAGUUACUGAGCUGCUUCGAAAAUAUUUACUAACGAUUGUGGAAAACACUCAUCUGCAAAUAUCUGACCGUUCCACCCCGCACAAUUCCAUCAGUUCAGCUAGUAGCUGAGCAUUGUCAUUGUGAAAAAGAAGUAUUGUUCUGCAUAAGCAAAUACAUAUAUUUCCUCAAAGCUUACAUUUACGCAAGCUAUUCCUCCAAGACUAAGAUAGUACAAGCCAUUCAUGAU